Messenger RNA from Melanotaenia boesemani (Boeseman's rainbowfish), 4644 nucleotides. RefSeq names its product NBR1 autophagy cargo receptor a (gene nbr1a). Gene Ontology annotation, molecular function: ubiquitin binding. Gene Ontology annotation, biological process: macroautophagy. The record is from RefSeq and is a predicted model, not a curated record. Lineage: Eukaryota; Metazoa; Chordata; Actinopteri; Atheriniformes; Melanotaeniidae. The coding region runs from base 116 to 3331 and encodes 1071 amino acids. Gene Ontology annotation, cellular component: phagophore assembly site. The transcript has 22 exons.
AUUUUUCCCAACGCAGCUGACGAUGUAAACAAGAAAAGACAGUCGAGGGCAACGGGGAUCAAACAGGCCGGUGUCACCGCAAAUGAUCGCCCUUAAAUACUAAUAGUCGGUGGUCAUGGGGCUCCCCGUUACUAUUAAAGUCAAUUUUCGGGGAAAUGUGAAGAGAUUUUUGGCUCAGGAUUUGGACAAAUUGGAGUGGGAGUCCGUGGAAGCCUGGAUCAAGGCAUCAUUUGGGAUCAACCACUUUCAAGUAAAAUACUUUGAUGAAGAUAAUGAAGAGAUUUGCAUUAACAGUCAAGAUGAGUAUGAAGAAGCUAUCAAGAGCGCAGAGAGGCAGGGAAACCAGUUGCACAUGAAUGUGUACAAGAUGAAAGGGCAGGCCUGUGGAGGCCCGCUGAAGACGGAGGUGAAGGAGCUGAAGGGAGAUCUCCGACCUGCUCCUCCUUACCCGUCACGAGUCAAAACAGUGGACAAAGGCACUCAGGUCACCCCAGAGAGAGAAGCAGUAACAGUUAAAGACAACAAGGGGAACAAACCUGAAGAUGAACCCCCUCCCAUGUGGUUUAGAUCAUACAUGGAGAAGUUUAAGGACGAAGUUGUAAAGGAGGUGGUGGAAAGGAUGUGCAGCGACUUUUCUGGCCAGUGUUGUACCCAUAAAACCUCUGACAGGCUUCAAGAGGCCGGUGGGGCCAGUGGCGGUCCUAUGGGACCCAGACCAGGCCCUUCCAACUCUAAUGGGUCGCUCGGCUACACCCCAAACUGCAGCAGUUGCAACAAACUCACCUCGGAAGGAGCCUACAAAUGCAGUGUCUGUCCAUCCUGCAUCCUGUGUGAGAUGUGUCGACACAGCCACGACCCCAGCCACAGCCUCGUGAGAACCAAGACACCUCUCUCCAUCCCUGAGCAUGGAAUGUCAGGAGAGUUAAGGUUCCCAAGGCGAGGAGACAGGACUGUGCGCAAGGCCGAGCGACAGCGCCUCAAAGCUGAAAGAAGGCAGCUAAAAGCAGAAGUGAAGGAAAUCAAGAAGAAACUGAGACUGGAGAAGAGAGGGCUGCAGUGGAGUGGACCCUCUACCUCAGGCAGAGCCAACCUGACAAACAUGGCCUCGGCAUCCACCCAGGUCCCAGCCCUUCCCCCUCCUACCGCCUCAGAAACAGCCUCAGGUCCAGCCACAGUCCAAGGUCCCAUCCCAGCCCCGGCCCCCGAUCCCCAGGCCUCCAGUCCAGAGGGUCCCGGGGUCUCGCAUACGUCCUUGGUGCCCACUAUGGCUGCCUUGUUUCUGGAUGAAAAUCUGCCUGACGGCACCCGUCUGGAACCUGGUACCAAGUUCAUCAAAUACUGGAAGAUGAGGAACUCGGGCACUAUCAGCUGGACUUCAGAGACUAAGCUAGUGUUCAUGUGGGGAAACCUCAGCUUGGCGUCAGAAGAGAAGAGGGAGGUGCCGGUACCCUUGCUGCUGCCUGGACAAGUGGGAGUGGUCAGUGUGGCCUUUGUCGCUCCUGUGAUGGAGGGGACGUACACCUCUCACUGGCGGCUGGCGCACUGUGGGUGUCAGUUUGGCCCGCGUGUCUGGUGCAGCAUCGUAGUCGACCCUAGCAGCAGCCGCAAUACGCUCGGGCACCAAAGCAAACGACUGAAGGAGGAGGUGAAGCCAAUGGAGAAGGAGGUAAAACCCAAGGACAGUGGUUUUGCCUUCACUGUUGAUCUCCCUCAAGAGGACUACUACUUUCCUUCAGUCGACCUGCUGACUGCCCAGGAUCUACUGUCAUUUGAGUUGCUGGACAUAAAUAUUGUGCAAGAACUGGAAAAGGUUCCUAACAACACUCCUGUGGAUUUGACACCCUGCAUAUCCCCCCUUCCCCACGAUGCUCCAGCAUUGAAGUCCAUUGCUUCACAGAUAAAAGAAGAUGCAGAAGCCACAGGAGUCAGAAAACUUUUUGGAGUAAAACUGAGGCCACAGAAGGAGAUGUUGGAACCUGUAAUGCAGGAGGAGGAGAGGGAGGAAGAGAUUAGUGGUGCUCAGUUCCUCUGUGAGACGGUCAUCCGCUCCCUCACUUUAGAGGAAGCCCCCGACCACAGGCCUCUGCGCAGAGCCCUGCACAGCAGCAACAAACCACAGGUUGUUAGCCGCGGUCCAAGCGUUUGCUCUGAGAGAGCAAUUGAGGCUGAGAAGACGGAGAAGGUGAAUGAAGGUUGUGAGGAGGUCAGCACUGCUGAAAAUUCAUCUCCAUCUGCAAACACAGGCCUCACCCACAUCCUCCAGAAAGAGGAGCCAGGAUCAGUUCUUGUGCUGGAAGCAGAGAAGGAAAACCUGCAGAUCAGUUUACAUCCUAAUAACGAGAACAACGAAGUUUUGCAUGCCCUGCAAGACACGAGGGAUAAUAAUGAUGAGAAAGAGGAGGACGAAACCAGAGGAGAGGACUGGGAUGAGGUGAGCAGCCAGACAUCCUCUGUCUCCUCCUGUGACGAUUACAUCAUCGUCCUCCCAGACUGCUUUGACACCAGCCGACCUCUGGGGGAGUCCAUGUACAGCUCCGCCAUGUCGCAGCCUGACGCCGACGCCGUAGCUGCGGUGACCUCAGCUGAUCCGGACGAAGAGCAGGAGAUGGAGGAGGGCUGCGACUUUGAGCCGUGCAGGGAGGUGCCUCUUAGUGAGAGGGAGGAGGAGAGGGAGGAGGAGAUGGAGGCGAUCGUUGCAGAGGAGUCGUUGGGCAACACCUGGCCUCCGCCUGUCCCUCCUAUCCACAGCAGUGUGAACCAGAUGCUGUGUGCCUCCCAAACUCUGGAUGCUGUGACGCUCACCCCUGAAGUGGUGCCCCCCCCUUUCUCGCCUCAACCACUGCCCCAACCAACCCUCUACUCACCCCGGUCUGAGGCACUGUAUCUGGCUGAGGAUCCCAGUCCUCCAGCCUGUGACCCAUAUGAGCCACACCAACCUCGGGUUCAGCUAAAUGUGUCAUCUGGAUUGUCAAGAUCAGCGGGCUCAGCAUCCAGUGCCUUUGAGACGUAUAAUCCCAGACCGAACAACGCGCUGCAGCCAAGGGGCCAAGGAGGCAUCACAGAGGGAUUUGUCAAGGGGGCCCUUUCAGUGGCCGCAUCAGCUUAUAAGGCUCUCUUCACUGGACCAAACUGUUCCAUACAGCGAGGCAUCGACCCAGCCACCAGACAAGACCCCUCCAUGAUGGCCAUGCUGCUGGAGAUGGGCUUCAAGGACCAGCGGCUCAACCAGCAGCUGCUAAAGAAGCACGGCUACAGUCUGCUGCACACCGUCAAUGAGUUGGUGCAGAUAGCCGAGGACGGCCAGAACGAAGCCGUGGAUGCGCUUCACUGAGGGAGGGCGACUUUAAAGUGAUCAAAAGUUAUCAUAAGGAGUUGUUGAAAUUUUUAAGCUUAAUGUAAAGAGAAUGAUUAGAGUUUUUCCUGCAAAACCCUUUCCAGUUUUUGGGUUCUUUGAUCGAUUUGUUGAAGGGUGGAUGGUUAACUGGGAUCAACAUAACUACUAUCACCAGAUAUGAAGCAUUUAUUUCUUGAUUUGUAGAGAUGAAUGGCCAUUGAUGAAAGGCUUCUCUUGCCUUUGCCUUUAAUUUAACAUCAUCAUUCUGAUCAAAUUAAAAAAAAUAUACUAUAUACAUACUUGUAAAUUAUAAUGGAUGGUGGUUAACCUCUACCUUGCCUUGCUUACUUUGGCCAUAGAGCUUUAUGUGUUAGUCACAAGAAGCAGGAGCUGUAGUAUUGGCAGGACAAGUGUAUUUCAGCGCUUCAUCUCUGUGUUUGUCGGGCCGUUGUAGCUGCUUCCUCAGUGCUGAAAAAUAAUUGUUUUUGACAGGUCUUGGCUUGAUUUUAGAGCGGGCUGAAUGUCCUAAAAAGAUCAAAAAGCCAGCUCUCAUGUACAGUGAUGUGGUUGACUCUAAAUGGAUAUUCUGGGCUGUAAGGAUGAGAGUGCAGUAAUAAGAUAUUUAAGACUUUCUUGAUUAUCGUAGUGAAAUCUGCCUAACAAUGCAAUCUAUUUCUGUAUCAGAGUACUGUUAUUUUAGACCUUGACAUGUGGAAUGUAUACCAAACUGUCCGAACGGAUCGCUGUUCAGACUCGGAUGUUUUCUACAGCUUUUUAGGAGACACCUGCAUGACGGGUAGAGGCUUUAGAGAUGAGUUAUGUCCUUUUGUGAUCUUAGCACAGUCACAGUGGAAAAGGUCGCCCUCUGCAUCAUCUUCUAUCAACCCUGCUUGCCUACAUUUUCACCAGUCCACAUUUAAACAGCCUAGUAAAACCCAGCAACUGUCAUUCAAAACCAGUGAAAACCGAGAAGUCUCUAACAACACAUUCCUUAGACCCAUCGCGGAACCAAGUAUAUUUUAUUUGAUUGCAUUACCUUUAUGAGAGACGAUCGUCAGUUUACUGAAACAUGUCAUGUUAAUUGACACUGUUGUGUGUCUGGAUUUAAGUUCAUGUGUACAAAUUUGUGUGAUUUGAGGUUUUCAGAACCAUCGUUUUCUUACUUUUAUGAUUGUUCAUGGUUUAAAGAAACAUGCUCUAGAGAAUAAUUCUGAAUAUAUCUACAUUGCUUGUCAAAUUAUUCCUCUUACACAGAGUGUAUACUUUAAAACCCUUUCUGUCAACCCGCCAAUAAACUGUUUGCACAUCUC